UAUCCAACGGGCAACAGCAUAAAGAUGCGGACUCCCCCUCCACCGUUCUUCAACUUCGCCAGGGUUUAUAUAGCGGUUGGAUUGGGAGCGUUUGAUUUUCAGUUUGGUGUUGAUUUGAGGAAUUUGAAUAGAGAAGGCAAAUGGAAACUUCUCUGAGGUACGGAGGAGACGACAAAGCCCUGAGAAUCCAUGCUAAGCAGAAAAUACUUAUCGAUUCCAAAACCCACCUCCAGCUUCAUGGAGAGCUAGAUACAAAAAUUGGAGAAGCCACUUAUCUCUGUGCGAUGAUAGAACACUUCUAUCCAGAGGCUUCAGCAAACGUUGGUGUAGGGGUGAAAUAUGGUAAACGUGAGAAGCUCCAGUACAGUGUUCAUGGAAAAACAUCAUAUCCUGUUACUAGUGAUGGUUUGCUAAGAUUUGUCGUCAAAGGGCAGUGUGAUGUCAACAAAGAAUUCGGAGAGCGUAAAUCUAAAGUAGGUGCUGGGUUUACUUGGAGCAUAUUGAAUUUUCAGAAAGACCAAGAUCUAAGGCUUAAAAUUGGCUAUGAAGCAUUUGACAAGAGGAAGUCUAAAGGAGGUCCUGAGUUUACUUGGAGCAUAUUUAAUUUUCAGAAAGACCAAGAUGUCAGGCUUAAAAUUGGCUAUGAAGUAUUUGACAAGGUUCCAUAUAUGCAGAUAAGGGAAAAUAAUUGGACUCUCAAUGGCGACAUGAAUGGCAGAUGGAAUUUAAGAUACAAUCUCUAGAAACUUGAGCUUUAUAUAACCAUUUUUUAUGUGAAGUGUUUAAAAUUAAAACAUAUAUCAUGUUUAUUCCGAGUCCAAUACACAACUGUUUAACGGAUGCUGAUUAGGAAGACGGCAUAUUUUUCUAGAACCUCAAAUCAAGUGCUAAGUAGGCAGUGGUAUUAUGAUAUGUGGGCUGGUGUAAUGAUUGGAUGACUCUAUGACUACUGAGUUAAGUUUGUUAUUACAAGUACAGGAACAAAUGGUUUGAUGGCAAAAAA
Molecule: messenger RNA, 1003 nt
Organism: Tripterygium wilfordii
Lineage: Eukaryota; Viridiplantae; Streptophyta; Magnoliopsida; Celastrales; Celastraceae
Product: outer envelope pore protein 21B, chloroplastic-like
Exons: 6
Coding region: 141-743 (200 amino acids)
Biological process (GO): regulation of monoatomic anion transport
Molecular function (GO): voltage-gated monoatomic anion channel activity
Source: RefSeq, a predicted model, not a curated record